This is a messenger RNA of Plasmodium adleri (nom. inval.), 1851 nucleotides long. Its product is annotated as conserved Plasmodium protein, unknown function. Bases 1 to 1851 code for a protein of 616 amino acids. NCBI's taxonomy places the organism in Eukaryota, Apicomplexa, Aconoidasida, Haemosporida, Plasmodiidae. The transcript has 2 exons. The record is from RefSeq and is a predicted model, not a curated record.
AUGGAAAGUGAAAAAAAAAAAACUUUUAACAAGGUAGAUAAAUCAAUUGUUCCUUUUCAUAAUACAACCUUUUUAAAUAUAAUAGAAAAUUUGUGGAAUCUUUUAAAUGUAGAAAAAGAAAGUUCUAUUGAUUUGUUCAACGAACAAAUAUAUACGUUCCUAAAUAAAAAAGCGAAAAUCAUAUUUGAAAAAAAGAUACUACCACAUUUUAUUACAAAUGCUUGCAAUGAAAAGAUACUGGAAAAUAUAUUAUUUGAAAAAAGAAUUAACAUAAGAAAUAAAACACAUAAAAAUAUUAGUGAAUUAAAAAGAAUUACAAAUGAAAAUGAUUUGGAUUUAUUAAUAGAAACUAAUCAAAGGAUACACAGCAAAUAUCAUAUGGAUCGGAAAAAAUGUAAAGAUAUACUUUUAAUAUCCAAACCAGCAUUUUUUAAAAUAAUCACAAAUAUUGUAUGUAACAAUAAAAAAAUAUUAACAUCAUCAAAUUUAUAUAAUAAUACAAUAUAUAAAACUCUUUCGUAUAUUCUAAAAAAUACAAAUAAACAAAUAAAUAAAAAUAAAAUUUAUGAAAAUAUACAAACAACCAAACAUUUUAUUAAAAAUGAUUAUUUGUUGAAAGAAGAUUAUGAUCAUAUAAAUAAUUCAUAUACCUUAAAUGAUAUAAUACAUAAUUCCAUAAUACAAUUAUCAAAGGGGAAAAGUCUACAUUACAAACAUGAGUGUGGAAAAAAUAAUAAGCAAAUAAUAGAUUAUUUAGAUAAGAAUAAUUUAAUCAAAUAUACAAAGGAAAAAAGAAAUAUAUCAAAUACACAUAUACAUGAAAGGAGAACAUUAUAUAAUGAUCCUGUAUAUAUUUUAAAAAAAUUUUUAGAAAGAGAUAGAAACAUAUUAAAAUAUGAAGACAUGUGGAAAGAUAUCAAUGAAUAUACAUUUCAACCAAAUAUUCAUAAAUAUAUAGAUAUAGAAUAUAAUAAGGAAAUAAAUAAAAAAAUUAAAAAAAAAGAAAAUGAACAAAUAAAGGACACACAAUUGAAUAUAAAAAAUAUUUUUAAAAAUAAUGAAGACGUCAUGUAUAAUAAUGUCUUGACAUAUAUGCAUAAUGAUGAAUUUAGUUCACUUGAAAAAAAUGAAAAAAACAUCAUAAGUGAUGAAAAAUAUUUGGAAUUGUUAUAUCAAAUUUAUGGUACUCAUCAGGCAAAUAACAAUGUAAGAACCAUAAGAAAAAAAUCGUAUAAUGAAUCAAAACCCAUACAUAGAAUAAACAGAUAUAUGUCAAGAAAUAAUAAAAUAUUAAAUAAUCAUGCUUUAAAUAAUAAUGUUUUAAAUUACUCCUCAUUGGGAAUUCCAAAAGAAAAAAUUUUAAACAGUACUCAUAACAAUUAUGGAAAAAAAAAAAAAUGGCAAAAUGAACUUCGAAAUGGAUAUGAUAGAAACAAUUUUAAUUUCUCUCUACAUGAUGAAGAACAAAUAAAGAAAGAAUGUGAUGAAAGAAAAAAAAGAAUAAAUUCUUAUGACUGGAAUAAACAUAUAAGGUUAUAUGAACGAGGUUUAAAAACGAAAAUCAUACAAAAUUAUGAAUUAUAUAAUAAUAUUAUAUCAACAAAUAUGAAUAAUACAAAUAAAUAUAUAUCAACAAAUAUAAAUGAAUAUGACAAUUAUUAUAAGGCAUCAAAUAAUACAUUCAAAAUAAAAAAUAAUAAUUUUGAUACGAUAAAUAUGUGCCCUCUUACAAUAUCAUAUAAUAGUAUACCUACUCCAAAAGUAGUUACAAUAAAAUCAAAAGAACAUGAUAUUUUAGAAAAUAUAAAAAAGGAAAUAUUAUCAUUACCAAAGUCAGUUCAACUCUUAUAA